UGAAAACCCUAAUUUUCAUAUAUCACUCUGGAGAAAUUACGAACCGGAGUUGUUAUUUUUCUCUGUAAUUCUAGAAAAUUUUUCAAUUAAUUUUUUUUUGGGGUUAAUUUUUGAAGCUUACUCUGCUGUUCUUCAAUGGUGGAGAUUUGAGCUACAGUGCUACGUCUUUCUCGCAGUUCAACAUCAAGCCGCUGAAAUUCGAAAAUUGCACUUCUGGGUUUUCAUCAUUUUCGUUAAAAGUUUGUGUUUUUGAAGUUCCUUCCCCCAGUUGCAUUUUUAUUAGAGCUCAAGCUUCAUUGCACUGUUUUCUGCAUUCGAAUCAAUCCCUCUUCACAAAGUUCAAAUUUCCAUUUUUACCCCUCUAUUUUUUGAAGCUAACUGGUUAAAUCUUCAAUGAGUUGUGCCUAAGCAUUGUUUUUUAGCUUCUGGGGUGUCUUAUUUUUACUUUGAUUUGCAAAAAAAUGGAAAAAGAAGAUAUUUUUGGUUCCGGGCAUGCGGUCAAGGCUGAUGAGGCUCCAGGGGGCUUCCACGUGGCACCAAGAAGUGAAAAUAUACAGUUUUCUGCACCCACGGCGGAGCCACCGCAGCAGCCGGUGGUUCCGACCACGGCUAUGGUGGCAGUAACACCGGCGACAGGGACGGAUGGGAAGAAGAAGAGGGGGAGGCCUAGAAAGUAUGGACCGGACGGCAAGUUGACGCCGGAGGCAGCAGCGAAGGCGUUGUCUCCGAUGCCAAUAUCGGCGUCGAUUCCGUUGACCGGAGAGUUCUCAGGGUGGAAAAAGGGUAGAGGAAAGGCUGUUGAAUCAAUGAAGAAGUCAUAUAAAUUUUUUGAGUUUGAAAAUGCUGGAGGACCAGGUAAUGGAAUUGCAUACUCAGUUGGUGCCAACUUCACACCUCACAUUCUUACAGUAAAUGCUGGAGAGGAUGUUACUAUGAAGAUUAUGUCCUUUUCUCAGGACGGAUCCCGCGCCAUAUGCAUUCUCUCUGCCAAUGGCACGAUUUCAAAUGUCACGCUCCGUCAACCAACCUCUUCCGGCGGCACUUUAACAUAUGAGGGACGGUUCGAGAUUCUUUCCUUGUCUGGCUCAUAUAUGCCAACCGAGAACGGAUUCACAAGGAGCAGAUCUGGUGGGAUGAGUGUUUCUUUGGCAGGUCCAGAUGGUCGAGUAAUGGGAGGAGGACUUGCCGGUUUGCUGGUAGCUGCAGGUCCUGUGCAGGUUGUUGUUGGUAGUUUCAUUCCAGGUCACCAGUUAGAACAUAAACAAAAGAAGCAAAGGGUGGAACACCAUAUAUCAUCAACUAUAUCUGCUCCACUUAAUGUUCCUACUAUUUCUGCUGAAGAAAUGAAGAUAAGUCUUGGUGGAGUGAAGCCUUUCAUGACACCCCCUUCGGUUCCUUUUCAAGUCGAAAACAUUCCUCCUCCUCCUCCUCCUGCGUUUGUCAACGGCCAAUGUUCUCUGAACUCAUCUGGUGACGACGAUGAUGAAGAAGAUGCCUCUUUGCAUGAGAAAGAAUCUAAUCCUAGUCUUUCAGAUCCUGCUGGAGUUGCAUGCUAAAACAUGUUCUCUCCUCAUGAUUGACACUGAUGCUGACAAAAUUUGACUUGAGAAAGACGAACACGCAUUCUGUCCGUUCUAAAAUAUCCGUUACUUUGACCGAUAUUUUGAAACGGAGGAAGUAUAUUGGAAUGAGAGGUUUGAGGUUGAUUUUGAGCAAGAAAAGUUGUACUCUUUGGUGCUUAGGUGGUUUAGUUAGGAUAUCACAAAUUGGUUAUGCUUUUCUUCUUCUUCUUCUGUGUCUGUUCUUAUGAUGUGUCUCUAAUGUUUUUUACUCAUUGUUGUAGCAAUUAGAUGUAGGAAUAUGCCACGUACUUAACUUGUUUACAAUUGUAGGAGAAUGAAAUUUGAAUGUGCUUGAGGUGUUUCUGGAUUGUAACCUGACUAUAUUAUUUUAUUUGAAAGAAAAAAAUUGCAUUUUAUCUUUUUCA
This is a messenger RNA of Arachis duranensis, 1987 nucleotides long. Its product is annotated as AT-hook motif nuclear-localized protein 6. The transcript is spliced from 5 exons. Gene Ontology annotation, molecular function: minor groove of adenine-thymine-rich DNA binding. The coding region runs from base 462 to 1556 and encodes 364 amino acids. The record is from RefSeq and is a predicted model, not a curated record. Lineage: Eukaryota; Viridiplantae; Streptophyta; Magnoliopsida; Fabales; Fabaceae.